Uloborus diversus is the source of this 774-nucleotide messenger RNA. RefSeq lists its product as uncharacterized. Bases 1 to 774 code for a protein of 257 amino acids. Gene Ontology annotation, molecular function: DNA binding. The transcript is spliced from 2 exons. Lineage: Eukaryota; Metazoa; Arthropoda; Arachnida; Araneae; Uloboridae. The record is from RefSeq and is a predicted model, not a curated record. Gene Ontology annotation, cellular component: nucleus.
AUGGGAUAUGCUAAGCACCGUCAAAUAUUAAAUGAUUUAGAAAACGAGCUUAGUAAAUACAUUUUAAUAAGUGCUAAAAUUUAUUAUGGAUUAACUCCUAAAAAUGUUCGAGAACUGGCUUAUGAGUUGGGACUUGCAAAUCAAUUGGAAAUGCCUGAUACCUGGAUAAACGCCAAAAUGGCAACAUCAGAGUGCAAAGAUGUGUGGAAUGCGGAUGAAACUGGGGUGCAGACAGUUCAGCGACCAGGCAAAGUUAUUGCUGAGAAAGGAGUCCGUCAAGUUGCAAAAGCUACUUCUGCCGAGCGAGGACAAACCGUAACAAUUGCAACUGCUGUUAAUGCUAUUGGCAAUGCUCUCCUGCCACUUUUUAUUUUCCCUAGAGUAUUCUUUAAAGACUAUUUCAUAAAGGAAGGACCACAAGGGUGUAUUGGCACUGCACACCCUUCCGGUUGGAUGACUGGGUCAUCGUUUCUCACUUUUAUUAGACACUUUCAUAGUCACGUAAAGUCAACACUUCAUCAACCUUGCCUUUUAUUGCUAGACAAUCAUGAUUCGCACUUGUCUAUACAAGUGUUAAGCUACUGUAAAGACAAUGGAAUAAUUUUGCUAUCUUUUCCUCCUCAUACUUCACAUCGCCUCCAGCCCCUAGAUGUAUCUGUUUAUGGACCAUUUAAACGAUACUACUUCGCAGCUGUUGACAACUGGCUAGUUAGCAACCCUGGUAAAACCGUAACAAUUUAUGACAUUCCUAACCUGUCAAUUGCGCCUUUCUAA